Messenger RNA from Panicum hallii, 2575 nucleotides. RefSeq names its product probable beta-D-xylosidase 7. The transcript is spliced from 3 exons. Gene Ontology annotation, biological process: arabinan catabolic process; xylan catabolic process. NCBI's taxonomy places the organism in Eukaryota, Viridiplantae, Streptophyta, Magnoliopsida, Poales, Poaceae. Gene Ontology annotation, molecular function: xylan 1,4-beta-xylosidase activity; alpha-L-arabinofuranosidase activity. Gene Ontology annotation, cellular component: plant-type cell wall. The record is from RefSeq and is a predicted model, not a curated record. The coding region runs from base 43 to 2415 and encodes 790 amino acids.
GCGCCUCAUCCUAGCUCCCUGACUACUUCUCUACCCCCAGCCAUGGCCGCCACCUCCAUCCACAGCAGAAACCCUGGCAUGGCGGCGCUUGCAGCAGCAGCUCUCCGCCUCCUGGCGGCCGUCGCCGUCGUGGCCCCGGCGCUGCUCGCGGGACCGGCAGCGGCCGGGGCACCGCCCUUCUCGUGCGGGCCCUCGUCGCCGUCGCAUGCGCUCCCGUUCUGCAACGCGAAGCUCCCCGCGGCGCAGCGCGCGGCGGACCUGGUGUCGCGGAUGACGCCCGCGGAGAAGGUGUCCCAGCUCGGCGACAUCUCGCCGGGGGUGCCGCGGCUGGGCGUCCCGGGGUACAAGUGGUGGAACGAGGCGCUGCACGGGGUGGCCAUCUCCGGCAAGGGCAUCCACCUCGACCAGGGCGCCGUCCGGUCCGCCACAAGCUUCCCGCAGGUGCUGCUCACCGCCGCCGCCUUCAACGACAACCUCUGGUUCCGCAUCGGCCAGGCCACCGGCAAGGAGGCACGGGCGCUGUACAACAUCGGCCAGGCGGAGGGUCUCUCCAUGUGGUCCCCGAACGUGAACAUCUUCCGGGACCCGCGCUGGGGCCGCGGUCAGGAGACCCCCGGCGAGGACCCCGCCGUGGCCAGCCGCUACGCCGCCGCCUUCGUCCGGGGCAUCCAGGGCAGCGCCAGCAACACGCGGUCGGCGCCGCCGGCGGUGCUGCUGACCUCGGCGUGCUGCAAGCACGCCACGGCCUACGACCUCGAGGACUGGAAGGGCGUGUCUCGGUACAGCUUCAAGGCGACGGUGACGGCGCAGGACCUGGCCGACACCUUCGACCCGCCGUUCCGGAGCUGCGUCGUCGAGGGCCGGGCCAACUGCCUCAUGUGCGCCUACACCUCCGUCAACGGCGUGCCAAACUGUGCCAACGCCGACCUGCUCACCAAGACCUUCAGGAACAGCUGGGGCCUCGACGGGUACGUCGCCGCCGACUGCGAUGCGGUCGCCAUCAUGCGCAACUCGCAAUUCUACCGCCCCACGGCGGAGGACACCGUCGCUGCCACGCUCAAGGCCGGGUUGGACAUUGACUGCGGCCCCUACAUCCAGCAGUACGCCACGGGGGCGAUCCAGAAGGGGAAGCUGACGCAGCAGGACGUGGACAAGGCCCUCAAGAACCUCUUCACCACCCGCAUGCGGCUGGGCCACUUCGACGGCGACCCCAAGGCCGGCGUGUACGGUAACCUCGGCGCCGCGCAAAUCUGCACGCCGGAGCACAAGAACCUGGCGCUCGAGGCGGCGCUAGACGGCAUCGUCCUGCUCAAGAACGGCGCGGGCGUGCUCCCGCUAAUGCGCGGUGCGGUAGCCUCGGCCGCCGUCAUCGGCCACAACGCCAACGACUUCCUCGCCCUCCUCGGCAACUACUGGGGUCCGCCGUGCGCGCCCACGACGCCCCUCCAGGGGAUCCAGGGCUUCGUCAAGAACGUCAAGUUCCUGGCCGGAUGCAACUCGGCGGCCUGCAACGCCGCCGCGACGCCCCAGGCGGCCGCGCUGGCGAGCUCGUCGGACGAGGUCAUCCUCUUCAUGGGGCUGAGCCAGCAGCAGGAGAGCGAAGGCAAGGACAGGACGAGCCUGCUGCUGCCGGGGAACCAACAGAGCCUCAUCACCGCCGUCGCCAAUGCGGCGAAGCGGCCGGUGAUCCUGGUGCUCCUCACCGGCGGCCCCGUGGACAUCACGUUCGCGCAGUCGAACCCCAAGAUCGGCGCCAUCCUCUGGGCCGGCUACCCCGGCCAGGCCGGCGGCCUUGCCAUCGCCAAAGUCCUCUUCGGCGAGAAGAACCCCAGCGGGAAGCUGCCGGUGACGUGGUACCCGGAGGAGUUCACGAAGAUCCCGAUGACGGACAUGAGGAUGCGCGCCGCCGGCGGCUACCCCGGCCGGACCUACCGCUUCUACAAUGGCAAGACCGUCUACAAGUUCGGCCACGGCCUCAGCUACUCCAAAUUCUCCCACCGGCUGGUCACCGGCCGCAAGAACCCAACGCACAACACCAGCCUGCUCGCCGCCGGCCGUACAGCGACGACCGAAGACAACAGGGGCUACCACGUCGACCACAUCCGCGACGAGGUUUGUGAGCAGCUCAAGUUCCCGGCCGUGGUCAAGGUGACGAACCACGGGCCCAUGGAUGGGAAGCACACGGCGCUCAUGUUCCUCCGGUGGCCGAACGUGACCAACGGCCGGCCGGCGAGGCAGCUGGUCGGGUUCCAGAGCCAGCACAUCAAGGCAGGGGAGAAGGCGCACCUGAGGUUUGAGGUGAGCCCGUGCGAACAUUUCAGCAGGGUGAGAAGGGACGGUAGGAAGGUGAUCGACAAAGGGUCGCAUUUCCUCGAGGUUGGCAAGCAUGAGGUGGAGAUUAGUUUCGGGGCAUAACUAUUUGAAUUCUUUUAUGGCGGGAAAUAAGGAUAGGUCAAUACAGUGUAGUUACUAUUUCCUAGUGUGAUUUUCCACUUCAAUUUGUUGUUGAAUGCCACAGAAAAUAGGAUACAACGGUCCAAGAAACAAUAUAUGUUUUCAGGUCUGUCUUCCUACA